This is a messenger RNA of Labeo rohita (rohu), 2105 nucleotides long. RefSeq names its product zinc-binding protein A33. The coding region runs from base 1 to 1182 and encodes 393 amino acids. Gene Ontology annotation, molecular function: protein binding. The record is from RefSeq and is a predicted model, not a curated record. The transcript has 7 exons. Lineage: Eukaryota; Metazoa; Chordata; Actinopteri; Cypriniformes; Cyprinidae.
AUGUGGCGCACUUGUUUUAACCCUUCUCUCUCACAUGUGAGAUCCCAGAGUUCUGUCUGCUUUGUUCUCACAAGGAAAACUGGAAUGCACACAAAUCACAUGAAGGACACAAACAACAACAUUAACAACUCUCUCCUCUGCGCCCAAAAGGAGAAGCUUAUUCAGGCCAUUAAAAAGAUCAAACAUGAAAUUGACGAUUGUUAUGAGGCUGAGAGAGAUGCCUUUGUGGACGCACUGGAGGUCGAGAACCGAUUUGAAGAGAUAGAGCGUGAAAUCCAAGCAGAGUUUCAAAACCUCCAUCGUUUCCUCUAUGAGGAGGAAGAGACGGAUCUGGAACGGCUGAGGAAGGAAAGGGACAGACGAGUGAAGAUCUUAAAAGAGAGAGAGAAAAAGAUUGCCAUGCAGAGUAGAGAUCUGGAGAAAGCCAUCGAGACACUGAACUGCAAACUGCGGGAGGAUGACAGCCCCAAACUUUUGAAGGAAAUCAAAGAGCUUCUGAAAAGAUGUGAAGUGAAUUUCAUUCGUCCUCCCCCAGUAGACUGCGAAAUUCUCUCUGGUCAGUUUGUGGGGCCCAUUCAGUACCGGAUCUGGAAACACAUGAAAGCAUCCCUCUAUCCAAAUAUAUCCACGAUAACUUUUGACCCUGAAACGGCACAUCCCCUUUUAACCUUAUCUGCUGAGAGAACUUCAGUGAUUUUUGAGGAAGACAAGGUGCUGCCCGAUGAGAACCCAGAUGAAAAGAACCCAAAGUGCUUCCACUUCUAUUAUUGCCUGAUGGGAUCAGAGGCCUUUACCCAUGGCCGUCAUUACUGGGAGGUGGAGGUGAAAGGCAAGACCGCCUGGCGUGUGGGUGUGGCCAGAGCGGACAUACCCCGUGGAGAGAUGGACUCUUCCUCCACAUUAAACGGACUGUGGACGCUUUCCCUUAGACAUGGCUCGAUCACGGCCUGCACCCACCCAAAGCCCACAAAGGUGGUCUCGCACACUCCCCCCAUCCGCAUCGGCAUCUUCCUGGACUGUGAUAAAGAGGAGGUUUCUUUCUACAAUGCUGUCACUAUGAAUCCACUCUUCUCCUUCGACAUGGGGAGUGUCCUAGAGCCGCUCUAUCCAUUCUUUAACCCAUGUGACACAGAUCAAGGAAAGAACUGCGCUCCUCUUUCCAUAUUUCAUCCAUCUCUCUAAGGGAUAUUAUCACUUACCGCUGACACAGUUUGAAGUGCUGAAUUCUGAUCACUUCGAAGCUUGUAUGCCUGUAAAACUAGAGACCGGUUUUGCUGUGUAGUUGUGUUUGGAUGAACUGUUUAAAGGGUAGUUCACCCAAAAAUUAAAAUUCUUUCAUUAAUUACUCACCUUCAUGUCAUUUCAAACCAGUAAGACUUUCAUUCAUCUUUGGAACACAAAUUAGAAUAUGUUUGAUGAAAUCCGAGAGCUUUCUGACCCUGCAUAGACAGCGAUGCAACUGACACAUUCAAGGCCCAGAAAGGUAGUAAAGACAUUGUUAAAAUAGUCCAUGUGACAUCAGUGGAUCAGCUGUAAUUUUAUGAAGCGUCGUGGUACUCUUAUUUUUGUUUUCUUCUUGUACCUUCGUAAAAUUAAGGUUGAACCACUGAUGGACUAUUUUUACGAUGUCCUUACUAUCUUUUGGGCCUUGAAUGUGUCAGUUGUGUUGCUGACGGUCUAGGCAGGUGCAGAAAGCUCUUGGAUUUCGUCAAAAAUAUCGUCAUUUGUGGUUGAAAGAUAAAUGAAGGUCGUAUGGGUUUGGAAUGAAACCAGGGUUAAUAAUUUAUGACAGAAUUUUCUUUUUUGGGUGAACUAUUCCUUUAAGCAAUUCAUCAAAAUAACCAUAAACAUUCUGUCAAUAUUUACAAUAUUUUAUGUUCCAAAACUGUAUGCCAUUAUGGUUUGAUGUUGCUUAUGAGGCUCUAAAAAACCAGUGAGCUUUGAUUUUAUUGAUGUCUGGCAUGCACCAUACGCACCAUAUCUGAUUUGACAGCUUCAGAGAAGGUGAAGAUGAAUAAAUAGUGCAUGACUCAUAUGGACAUUUAUAGUGCUUUUUUGUCCUUUUUGGAGCUUGACAGGCUGUUGGCAAUUGGUGUGUAAAAAAA